Molecule: messenger RNA, 2257 nt
Organism: Brassica rapa (field mustard)
Lineage: Eukaryota; Viridiplantae; Streptophyta; Magnoliopsida; Brassicales; Brassicaceae
Product: WAT1-related protein At4g28040
Cellular component (GO): membrane
Molecular function (GO): transmembrane transporter activity
Source: RefSeq, a predicted model, not a curated record
AUUAAUUACUACUGCUUGCUUACUUUGUGAUGCGGAACUUCGAAACCGAAACCAAUCAUAAGAUAUAUAUAUCUUCUGUUGUUCAUUCCAUGCUUUAUAUAUGUGGAUCCAAUUUCCGCUGGUCUGAGAUAGUUUUUACAAUAUAAACAAGUAACAAACAACAAAAUUUUCGAAUAAACAUGAGUAAUCAAAUAAAAUAAAGCGAAUCUAUAAGACCUCAUAUCCAGAUAUUUCAUUUCCCUCUUUGUUUUUUUCUAGUUUUUUCGAGAUUUCACUAAUAAAUAUAAUACUUAAUUUCUUACUAUAUAGAAUAAUAGAAUUGAUCAUUACCUCAUUACGCGGCGGUCAAGCUUGUUAUUACUCCCUAUCACAUCAUUCACACACACGCAGACUCGCUUGACACAUGGUGGAUUUAUUUGUACUUGUACAUUUGAUAUAUAUAAACAGGCAGGAUGUAUAACGAGAGAUUCAUUCGUAGUGAUAUAUUAGAUAUUAAAAGGUAAAAGUAGAAAGAGAUAGAGAGAGAGAGGUGCAAGAGAGAUAUGGAGAUGGAGAAGUACAAGCCGGUCAUAGCGUUAGUGCUGCUUCAGUUUACAUCAGCAGGAGUUGCACUCUUCACGAAAGCUGCUUUCAUGGAAGGACUCAAUCCCACCGUCUUCGUCGUUUACCGUCAAGCCAUCGCUACUCUCUUCAUCUGUCCCAUCUCUUUCUUCUCCGCUUGGAGCAAAGCAAACAAACCUUCUCUUGGAAUCAGAGGCUUUUGGUGGGUGGCUCUCACAGCUUUUUUUGGUGUUACUGUGAAUCAGAACGCUUAUUUUAAAGGGAUUGACUUAUCUUCUUCAUCCAUGGCUUGUGCCAUGACCAAUCUUAUUCCUGCUGUCACCUUCAUCAUCUCCAUCAUUGUUGGAUUCGAGAGGAUAAAGAGGAGAAGUUUGAAAAGUGUAGCAAAGGUAAUAGGAACAGGUGUAUGUGUAGGAGGAGCCAUGGCAAUGACUUUUCUAAGAGGACCUAAACUGCUCAACGCCAUUUUGAACCAAGACAACAACAACACUUGGCUACUAGGUUGCUUAUGUCUUCUCGUUAGCACAUUUGCUUGGUCCUCCUGGUUGAUCCUUCAAGUUCCCAUCGCUAAUCAUUGUCAUGAUCACUUGUACACUUCCUCCUGGACUUGUUUCAUGGCUACCAUAGCCUCUUUCUUCAUGGCUCUCGCCUUAGGCAACACUGACUUAACGUCCUGGAAGCUUGAUUCCUCGUUGAAGCUCUCCUGCUGCAUAUACUCUGGACUCCAAUUGGCGGUGUCUUUCUUUCUACAAGCUUGGUGCGUGUCGCGGAAAGGGCCUCUUUUCUCUGCACUCUUCAACCCUCUUUCUACUGUCAUUGUCACUUUCUUCGGCGCUCUGUAUCUAAAAGAGCAGACUUACCUUGGCAGCUUGCUGGGGGCUUUGGCUAUCAUCCUGGGUCUCUACAUUGUUCUAUGGGGCAAAACCGAAGACUAUCUACAAGAAGAAGCAACUGACCUGAAACUGCAAAAUGAGCACACCACUACCUCCCAAUCUGACUUUGUUCCCAUUCUGAUUGGCGAUAGGGCUUUUAGUAGUUCGGAGCUCUUAGAACCUCUUCUCAUGUAAACUCUUUUAAGAGUCGGUUCUAGAUGGUGUAAUGAUAAGUUUUUUGGACAAAGUAAAGUAAAAUGAAAUGGAACUUGUUUCACAAAUCUUUACUCGUCCCAACAUAUUCAGAAGCUGAUACACAGACAAAAAAAGACUCGAAAUAGAAUGCACAAAGCAAGUGUUUUUGUAAUAACUCAUUGUGUUGCAUAUUUUAAAAGAGAAAAAUACAUUGAAUUGCAACCUCACACACAAGACAAGCGAUCAAACAAGUUUGUCUUAAAGGCUGCAUUUUUACGGACUCAAGAUAAUCUUUUUGGUCUUGUGAUCUAAUAAUAGCUGCGUUUCCUGUUGUUCCUGAAGGCGCAACAACCAACGGAGUAGACGAUAAUGAGGAAUACGAGGAAGACAAUGUUCACCUUAGCCACUUUUUUCCACGAGUUCUUGAGGUUAUCUAGCAGACCGGCCUUGCACGCUUGGCAGUUGUAGCAUAAAGUUCCAGGCCUGUUGUCCCAAACGUUACAGUCCUCGUUUGUGUAAGGACCAGUGGUCUUUGUCCAAUUAGUGGGGCCCACGUACGUGAAGUUACAAUCAUUGGACGGCUUACAGCAACCAGACUACACAAGUGAAGCAAAAAAAAAAAAAGGGAA